Molecule: messenger RNA, 1029 nt
Organism: Cataglyphis hispanica
Lineage: Eukaryota; Metazoa; Arthropoda; Insecta; Hymenoptera; Formicidae
Gene: Prosalpha7
Product: proteasome subunit alpha type-3
Exons: 4
Coding region: 146-910 (254 amino acids)
Biological process (GO): ubiquitin-dependent protein catabolic process
Cellular component (GO): proteasome core complex, alpha-subunit complex; nucleus; synapse
Source: RefSeq, a predicted model, not a curated record
UCGCGCUGACCAUUGCAUUGCAAGUAUCGCAAGCGCCGAGUUUGGCCGAGUCGUUUGAUUUUCGCCUAUUCACGUCGUAGACGUGUAAACAAAAAUUUUCGUAUCACAGCUAAUAACGUUACUCUGUAUAUAUCGUUUCUGAGAAAUGAGUUCGAUAGGCACAGGGUAUGACCUAUCCGCUUCGCAAUUUUCGCCAGACGGACGCGUAUUUCAAGUGGAAUACGCUCAGAAAGCCGUAGAAAAUGGAGGAACAGUUAUUGGCUUACGAGGAAAAGACAGCGUAGUAUUCGCUGUAGAAAAGAUAGUGACAUCAAAACUUUAUGAAGUAGGUGCUAAUAAACGGAUAUUCAAUAUAGAUCAGCAUGUUGGUAUGGCUGUCUCUGGUAUAAUAUCAGAUGCAAGACAAAUCGCAGAGACUGCAAGAUCAGAAGCCGCGAGUUAUAAAGCACAGUAUGGAGUCGGUAUUCCACUGAAGUAUUUAAACGAAAGGGUAUCUAUGUACAUGCACGCUUAUACUUUGUAUUCUGCUGUUCGUCCUUAUGGUUGCUCCGUUCUACUCAGCGCUUAUGAAAGUGACGGUCCAGCAUUAUAUAUGAUAGAUCCAUCGGGAGUAUCGUAUGGUUACUAUGGUUGUGCAGUAGGUAAAGCAAAACAGUCGGCAAAAACAGAAAUUGAAAAGUUAAAGUUACCAGAGAUGUCGUCUAAGGAUUUAGUUAAGGAAGCUGCUCGUAUUAUCUAUCUUGUCCAUGAUGAAUUGAAAGAUAAACAGUUUGAAUUGGAAAUGAGUUGGGUUGGCGCCCAUACCAAUGGAAGGCACGAACGUGUACCAAACGAUAUAAAAACUGAGGCCGAGACGAAGGCACGGCAGGCAAUGGCGGAAGAUUCGGACAGCGAUACCGAAGACAUGUAAAAUAAUAUUAGGAAUACUGCCAUUAAAAUUCUUUGUAUUGCAAAUGAAAAAAUUAAAUAUUAAUAUGCACCGAUUCAAGAUUUUAAUGAAGUAAAUAAAGAGUCCUUUAUUUAAGAAAA